Molecule: messenger RNA, 5732 nt
Organism: Diospyros lotus (date-plum)
Lineage: Eukaryota; Viridiplantae; Streptophyta; Magnoliopsida; Ericales; Ebenaceae
Product: 6-phosphofructo-2-kinase/fructose-2,6-bisphosphatase-like
Exons: 2
Coding region: 935-1750 (271 amino acids)
Source: RefSeq, a predicted model, not a curated record
CUCUCCCCUUCUCUUUGUAGAUUUCGUGUUUGUGUUAGGGUUUGGGAUUUUUUUGCUUUUCGGUUGGUUUCCGGGCAAUUGGGACCAAAAUUAUAAGCUAUGUUUGAAACUCGUUCGUGGAUGGGAAGUGAAAGGAAAAGAAAAUGGAGGGUUUGAAGCCAAAUUCAUUUUCUGCUUGGAUGGGUUUAAAGACAAAUUUUAGGUUUGAUUAUCCACCAAAAAUGCAUACAUAUGAUAUAAGUUGUCCUGAUUUCCUUCUGUUGUUGGUUGAACACAACAAUGAAUUUAUUUGUCGGAGAAUUUGUCUUCAAUCUACUAAAAUUCUACCAAAAAAAAAAAAGAUCCAGUCAGGGCCCCAGGGCAUUCUCUAUACAAACGCUGCAAUGCUUAAUUCAGCUUUAUAAUCUCAAUUGCAGAGCUCUUGAAUAAGUAGAAAUGGCUUACUUGGGAGAAUAGGUUCUCUAUUUAUAGCUAAGGUAGGCAGGAAGUUGAUGCGAACACUGAUCAAGAUCCGGCCCAAGCCAAGGCCGAGCUGACCACGCCGGAAUAGUAGUACCACAACGCCAACAUUCGGCCAUUGAAGUUUGCUCUUUCAAGGGUUUAUUUUGGUGUGUUUUUUCACACACGCGCUACACGCUGCGUCAGGUGAUAUCAGAGCGGUUUAUCAACCAAUCAAAUGGUCAAUCUUGAAGGUAACGGUAGCAACUAGCCUCGUGAUGGUGGUCGGGGGCUGCCCACGGUUUGAAGAGCAAUCAAAGAACAACGGGAAAUAACUCGUACAAUGGAGCAGCAAUUGGAGCGAAUCUACAACCAAUUGGGCGUUUUACAAUGAGUUAAGGAUAAUCGGAACUGGACUAAUGGCGUGAAUCAAGCCGGCUAUGUUAAACUGGGAAGACUAGCCAUUAAUCCUGUCCUUAUUAAUCCUAAAAGACCAAUGAUGGAUGAUAGCGACGAUGACGAUGAUUUUGGUCAUAUGAUAGCCAACCCUAGUGGUAAAGGGGUUAGGAGGAAUGCGCAACAACACAACCAUUGGGGAAAUCAUGAGUAUAAAUUAAAUAAUGGAUUUUCGGUGAGUUUGGAGCUUGAUCUCGAACAUUAUGUUGUCACAGCAACCUCCACGUUUGCAAACUCAAGUUUGGUUUAUGUUGCUAACAUGACAGAAAUUCCAAGGUUGUUGACUCAUACUAGGAUAUUUUCCAGUCCCGAGGGCUCAGGCAUUGCUUCGCUAUUCAAGGAUGGUGGUGUUUCUUCUGAUCGAUGUGCGACUGUAAAGGAGAUGGAGGCCAUGGUAGUAGAUUCUUUUACAGUUUAUUCAGGCUCUGGCAUGGUUGAAUCGAAGGUAGUAGGAACAUAUUCACCUUUGCGAUUGCAAAAACAAAAUGAUCACAGGGGUCUCUAUGUGGAAAGGGGUGUUGGAUCUCCCAUGAUAGUUAACUCAGGUAGUGCAACUGCUUUCAGUAUUAAUUUGAAAUUAGAUUCUGAAACUAAGAAUACUGUAGUAGCUGUUGCUAUAGCUGAUCAAGUGCUUAGACCAAAGGAAGAUUUAAGCAUCAAUAUUUUAAGUGAUGGAGAGACUGUUGGUAGUCAUGGAAUAAGCCUUUAUUUGAAACAGUUGCAAAAGAAUGCUUCUCCAGGCAAGAAAAAUCUACAGAUGAAUUCGGAAGCUGUUGAGAAGUUAAAAUCAAAAAGGCUGAUGAAAGGAGAAGGACCUAUGAUAAGAUCUACCAGAUUAGAGAAGCGUUCAAGAUAGAAUGUUCAACGUUCUCAAUCUAACAGUAAUAAUACAAUGGAGGUAGAGGGCAACAAACACGGCGAUGGUUGGACCCAUGCCAACAUAGAUAUGGCUAAGAAGGGGAGGAAUGUCUUUGCUCAUGUUCCCUUAGUAGAAAAGUUCAAGCGGUUUAGGAAGAUGUCAAGCAAAAAUUGCACAAAUAAGAAGUAUAAGGCGACAACUGACAAGCAUAGAAAGCACAAGAUAUUUGAGAUUGGAGAUAAAGUCAGGAUAUUCUUGAAGAAGGAACGGAUUCCAGCAGGACAACAGAACAAGCUCGAGCCAAAGAAAUAUGGUCCUUACAAGAUUACAAAGAAGAUCAAUGAUAAUGCUUAUGUUGUGGAUUUGCCUAAUCAUAUUGGUAUUUUCAAAACAUUCAAUGUUGCUGAUAUUUCUUUGUAUUUGCCAGAUGUUGAGUUAUUAUACCCGGAUCAUAAUUUGAGAAUGAAUUCUUCUCAAGUGGAGGUGAAUGAUGUGGACACUGAUCAAGACCCAGCCCAAGCCAAGGCCGACCCGACCACGACGGAAUAGUAGCACUAGAACAGUAUUUUAAUACUUCAUAUGUUUUAGGAUUCUACUUCAUUUUUUACUUGAUUUAGGAUUCUAUUUCAUGUUUGAUUAGGAUUUAUUUCUAUUAGGAUUCUAGUUGGAUUUUUUUUACAAAUAUUAGAUGGAUUUGGAUUAGCCAAAUACUAUAAAUAUGCCUAAGAUCUAGAGUUUGUAAUCAAGUUUUUCUCAAUCAAAUUUCAGCAACCUAUUUGGAUUUUCUUAGAAAAACAGUCUUGUUUUUGCGUCUUCUUGAAAGCCAAGCGUCGGCCAUUGAACUUUGCUUUUUCAAGGGUUUAUUUUGGUGUGUUUUUUCACGCAUGCACUACACGUUGUGUCAGAAGUGAUAAGGAUUCCUAAUUUUUUGGGAUUGGCACAGAUCUCAUUAAUCUUUAUUCAUCAUACAAUUUUCGGAUAAGAUCUUGAAGGUAUGUUCGUAUGUCUCUAUUAGGAGAAUACCCUGUGAGAGGCCCUAACUCUCCUGGAGCUUCUUGGUCCUCCCUCGCAGGAGUCUACCGAAAGGGUCUCCUAGGGACUUUUUAUUCGAGAGGGUCUCUCGUGCCCCUUUUGUGCAGGUUUUUCAUUUCUUUAUUCGUUAUGCUUCAUUCUUAGCUUUUGGGCUUAACCUUUGUGGGAUUCGUAAAUGGGCUUAGGCCCUUGUGCACAUCAAUUACUCCCUACUUUUUCUCCAGGGUCUUUUGGAGUGAAAAAUGUUAACUUGUCAGCCUAUUGUCCUAGGGUGAAUUUUUUUACCAGUAGUAACUUUUCUUAGUGGGAUUCACCCCACUAAAUCUUUUUGUCUUGGUUAAUCCAACGAUUGUGGUCUCUCUGAGACUUCCCAUUGGUCAACCCGAAUUGUCGCACCUUCUACUGUUUCACCUCCCGAGGACUCCCCAUAAAGGGGGGACCUGUCAUUUUUCUUUUUUCACCUUUCAUCUAGGUGAAUUCUUCAAAUUUCUUUAGGUUUUUCAAAAAUUUUCCUUGUAUUCUCACGAAUCUCCUGCAUACUCUCUUGGUCUUUCACAGAGUCUCUUGAUUUUUGUAUCUUUUCGAUGAGUUCUUUUAUUUGAGUGAUAGUAAGAAUGAAACAAACUUGAAGGCCUGCCUCUCCUCAAGAGAAAACGGCUAAUUCUAGGUAAUAUCUCCCCCCACUUGAUUGAACCUACAAGGAGUGAUCACAAUAACACAAGAAGCACCACAAUACACUAAUUAUAAUAAUAAAUGAUGCAAGAACUAUCAAUCACACACUUGAUACACAAAUUUUACAUGGAAAAUCCUUCCAACGUGAAAGGGGAAAGCCAUGAGACCCAAUGAUCCACUCCAAAAUCUCCACUAUGAGCAAGAGACAAUUACAACCGCAAGUCCAAUGGUAGCAAUAGGUACAUAACCACAAUUCAGUCAACUAAUUUGAACAAUUUCAAAGUAAUAACAAAGAUUAUGAAAAAUAUCACCAAAAAAGGCUGCUGAUCAAGAAUGCAAAACAAAAGAUGUAUUGCACAAAUAGUCGAUCCAAAUGUUCAGAUCAAAGUCCAACUCAUCCACUGCCUACUGACCAAAAAUCAGCACAAUCAAACCACAAAUGACCCUCCAGUCGUUAGGAUGAUGAAAACUGGGCACUACAAUUUUAACCAGAAAAUUCUGACAUCAAACCCCUCCAUUCAGUGACCAAUAACCAGAGCUGCAGACCUCAACUUGUCUAUCUGACCAUCUGGAAUGAAGAACAAUAUGUCCUCUCAUUGCAGACCAGUUGACCAAAAAUCAGCAAAUGAUGCUUUAAUCAUCAACUGGAUCAAGACCCUGCACUCCCUCUCAAACUGAUUUCUCCUUCUUUUUAUUUUUUUCAAAAAAAAAAAAAAAAACAGCCGGCACUGGCACUGGCACCAGCACCGGUACCCUUUUGUUUUUAACCUAACAGAUGAAAGAAAAGUAAGAAACCCUUGUGGGCCUCUUGCUCAUGAGACAAAGUCUUUAGGCUUUUAUCACAUAGGAAGGGACCCAAAAAAACCCAAUGGAGAUUAUGAUACUUUCAACUUCCUCUGGAAUUGAAGCACUCUCCACAUGCCUAUAGGUAGCUCAGUAGCAAUGUAGUCACUGAUGGUCUCUCUUGUGCCUAUGGAUUUUUGUGCAUUUUUGUUCAUACCUGUAGGUUCUGAUGUUUUUUAACCUAUUUUGUGCUAGUGUACCUGAUGUGAUGUAAAAGUAAAGUAAAUAAAUAAAUUAAAUGGCUUAGAAUACAUUAAGUUUUUUUGCAUAAUUUGUCGACGGCAGGACAAAUCAUUUGCAGUUUUGUUCAUUUUUCUGAUUUCCUGAUGAUAAAUUGCCUGUUUAUCUUAUCAACUUGUCUGGAUAUUUAUAUUGUUAUCCUUCUCUGUCAUCCAAUCAAGUUGUGAGUUUUUGAGUCUGGACAAUCUGGACUCCAAACAUCAUUUGAAUUGCAUUCAUGCAUUAGCAAUAACCUGUAGGUGGGAAUUCGCAGUGUUAUAAUGCAUAUGAGAACAUAUGCAACAGGAGAAACUCUUGACCAAUUGCUCAGUGGAAGAGAUAACUUUCCUGGUUGGUCACCUCAUUUGAAUUUUUGCAAUUGGCCAAGUUCCAAAGUUAUGCCAAAGUAUGGAGGGGGGUGUUUUGAGUCUAGAGAUUAUCUGAUCACUGAAUGUUGGCUCACUCAAAUUUGUUAGUGUCAUGAUGUCAUCCCUGCUGUCAGAUGAAAGCUUUGUUUAAAGUCAUUUUCUGCCUGACUAAAGUUUGAUCCUUGCUAAAUAUGGGAUAUACAGUGUUAAUCCUCAUUAGAAGGCUGGAGCCAUAGUUAAUAUUUGUCAAUUUUCUGUAUACCUUCCAGUUUAUAGCAAUUGCAUUUUUUGUAUUGGGAUCCUUGUAAACUAUGCGGAUGAGUAAAAAAAAAAGGGUUUUCCUGGUACUCCUCCUAGUGGGGUUAAGGUUUAUGAUUGUUGUUAUUGUUAUUGUUAUAUAUUUAACUUAUUCCUGAUUAACCCACUUAAAUUGGCAAUUAUCCCCCUGAACCCGCCAAGAGAGAGAGAGCUGUGAUCAUGAUCAAGGGGGAAAAAAAUCAUUAUCAGCUGCAAUGUCUUUGGGUGGCCCCCUAUUUCUUUAGGUGGUUCCAGCUGUUUAAGUCUCUUCACUUUAUGGAAUAUGUUCUUUCUUUUUGUCUGUGAAUAUGUUUUGCUGAGUCACAAUUUGCAAUGUGAAAGUGAAAAUUACGGUUGAAAUUUAAUCUCCGUUACAUUUUUUAGAUUCAUUGCUUGUAUAAAGAAAUUAUUUGAUGAAGGGGAAGAAAGAAAUUGAUUACACUUGUGGUGGUGGUGCAACAUAAAAUCCAUAUACACCAUGCAAUUCGAUUCUCUGUAAUGUUACUUUUAUUGAAUUGGUUGUUGAGUUCUCCUUGCCAUUUACUCUG